UUAGCCGAGAUAUCUGUGUUUAGGGAAUAUUCGUCUCAAAGACUCAUCUGCCUGUAAUGAACCACCAACACACACCGGAUUAUGCGCAGGUGCAGUUUUUGACAACUGCAGCAAUAAAAAUAUUAGAGAGCUGGACGCGGCAAUUUCGCUUUCUCUUGUCAUCCGUUCCUUGCCACAGCCUAUUCAGUGUUGGUUUCCUCUCAUUUUUCACUCAAGCAUUUGAAUGUUCUCACGUUCGACAAUUUUUCACAAGCCAGCCUGCAGUCUUUGACGAACAUCGGAGCAAUGGUGCAAGAUACUUUAAACUGCAUGCAGUAGCAAAUGUAAAAGGAAGCAAGAUGAAUCCCCGCGGACACUCUGGUUUGAUGGACUAUACUCAAGCAUUUUUGUCACCUUUGCAAUUCUGGUCACCUUUACAGUUCAGCGAUUGAAUUGGAUUUGGAUGAUACAAGCUAAUUGGCAUCCCCACAUCGCUUUUCCAUAGACGAAAUGAGAAUGACACUUUUCAUUUAAUAAAUCUGUGCGUAUAUCUAGUAACGCAUAUCUUACUGGUCUCACUAUAGGCUACUUAUGGACGUCGGUAAUUCUAACCACGCUUUAAUUCAAACGACAUAUAUUUUUACAUUCCCACCUAUAUCUUCCAGCUGGAGAGUGCUUAACGCACCGGGACGUCAUUAAUUGCAAUUGUUUUUGAAUGCUCGGAUUAAAGUUGAAAUAGCAUUUCCAAUUGAGUUGUAUAGUUUAACUGGUCGUAACAAUGCCAGUAAGCGCAUUGCCUAGGGGCCGUUCGCUCAGCCCCGCAUCUCUGUCCCGAAGUCUGUCGAGGCUUCGGGAGUUUCGGACUCGGACACGGAUCAUGCUUUCUCUCGGAGUUUCGCAGAUGGUCUUGGGAAGUCUGAUUUUGGCCGUCAGUUUCGCUGCAUUGGCUCUUACUACCUCGCCGAGGGUCAGGCAUUCUUGUCCCUUCUGGGCUGGAUUUUCCGUGCUGCUGUCUGGACUGAUUGGAGUGGUGUCCUGGAAGAGACCUCUCUCACUGGUGAUCACCUUCUUCAUGCUGCUGUCGGCCGUGUGCGUGAUGCUCAACCUGGCCGGCUCCAUCCUGUCCUGCCAGAAUGCCCAACUGGUCAACUCCCUGGAAGCCUGUCAGCUGAUCAAGUUUGACAGCGAUGGGGUCUGCGUGUGCUGCGAGCUGCAGCACCAGAACUCGGGUUGCAACAGCCUGGGAGAGACACUCAAACUCAACCCCCUGAGGGACUGCAACACCAUCCGCCUACGCCUCAAGGAGCUGCUGUUCAGUGUGUGUGCGCUGAAUGUGAUCUCCACCAUAGUGUGUGCCCUGGCCACCGCCAUGUGCUGCAUGCAGAUGGUGUCCACUGACGUCCUGCAGAUGAUGAUCUCUGCUUUGCAGUUUAUGCCACACAGAACUCGGGUCAUGAACGCAGACUGCAUGACUCCACACGGCACCAUUCUGCACCAGACCCUCGACUUCGACGAGUUCAUCCCGCCCAUUCCCCCGCCGCCGUACUACCCCCCCGAGUACACCUGCACCCCAAUGAUGGAGGCGCAAAGAGGGCUGCACCUGGACUUCCCCCACUCCCCCUUCAGUGCCAUCUAUGGGAUGCCCAUCAACAGUCCUGGGACCCUCUACCCUUCUGAGCUCCCUCCACCAUAUGAGGCUGUGGUGGGACAGACCCCUGCUAGUCAGGUCACUACCAGUCUGGAGCAGCAGGCCACAGAGUCCAGCCUGUGUGAGAGGAACACCACCGCUGGCCUCAGUACUCAGGCCUCUGUGGACAGCGCUUCCCUCAUGGUGUCAGAGGUGGCGGACCUGCCUGACCACAGCUGCUCCUCGGAGGACCUGUGCUCCCUGGAGGUCCAGGGCUCCCUGCACUCCACCUCCGACCUCUCUCCCUUCGGCACGCCCCGCACCGCCCCCACCGACGGCAGCUGCACCAGCCUGGAGCACAGCGCCCACUGCUCGCUGCAGCGCCGCGGCCCCGCCCGUGACCACGACGACGGCGGGCACAGCGACUCCUCCCACACCCAGGACCAUUCGCCCGACUGGUCCUUGGAAAACAUCAAUGCACUGGGAGGGGAGGAGCCUGUUGAGGGGGCAGGAGCCUCGCCUGUGCCCACGCCCACCCUCACCAGAGACAAAGCCAGUAGGACACCGGCAGUUUCUCCACCCCUUCCUCCUCCCAGUCCCGCCUCCGCCUCAAACUCUGCAGCCCUGGCGGGCGUGUCCUCAGCCCCCAGCGGCUCCGCAUGCCCCUCCCUGUCUCCACGGCUGCGUGGCCACAGGCUCUGCUUCAGUGUGUGGUCUCCUCCCUGCUCCUCCUCCUCUUCCUCCUCUUCCUCCUCCUCAGCCUCCCAGCACCCCUCCAACUCCGCAGCCAGCUGCUCCUUGCCCUCCGACCGGCCAUGGCCACACCGGCCUGGCAGGAGGUACCGCAAGCUCGCCCAGAUGGUGCGCUCUACCAGCGACCCCAUCUCCUGUACCUCUGUCUCUGGAAGUGACAGCUGUGGUUGCACUUCUGCAAGUAACCAGCUUCCUGAGGACUCCCCACAGACCUCACCUGAACCAGCAGCCUGCUCAGAGCACACGGCAGUGGUGGUGUCUUACCAGAGUUCAGCCAAGCCCAGUCCCCCUGGCUGCGGGAAGCAGAAGGUAGCCUCCAAAGUGGACAUUCGUCUCAAGCCCCGGGGGUUGCAGGGGGCCUCCAAAGAGCGCCCUCACUCCCUGGCGGACUUCAAGACCUACAAGGACACCAAAAUGCUGGUGGCCAAAUUCCUGGAGCACUCAAGCUGUAGUCUACCUAUAGAGGUCCAGCAGGUGGUCAACAGCAUCAAGUUCGUCAUCAAGUCGGACGAGCGGCACAUGGAGGAGGCCAUCUUCAGUGCCAACAUUAUUGACCAGGUGAUGACACAGUCACCCCGCAGACUGCGCAGUCCCAGAAAACGAGUCCACGAAGACCUGCACUUACAGAGCUGUGGGGCACUCAGCUCCCCUUCCUCUUUCCUGCACCGUCACCGUGACUCCCAAUCACCGGGCCCUCAAGAGCCACCCAGCCCCCCCAGCGGCUCCCUCUCCGACCGCCACCACAGUCUCAUCAGCGUGUGUCGAGAGACCAUCCUCUGACCGUCUCGUCCAACCAGGGUGCAUGCGCCCCAAAAAUAAAUAAAAAAGCCCGCAUUGCUGUCCCAUGGUGUGCCAAGAUAAGGACCUGGAGUGUAUACACACAGGACCCCUCCUCAACUGUAGUCACAAACACCAGAAUGUCUUCCCUCAGGGGACUGAUUUAUCUCCAUCUUAUUUAAUACAAGUUGAUCAUAAAGGCAAAGGAAGUUUUGAGCCAAAUGAUGGGGACAUCUUUAUAUGACAUUAACAACAAAAAAAAUGAAGAAUUAGCAGAAAAUGGAGAAGCUUUCUUCUAAACUGUGAAUCUAACGGACCUUGAACGUACUGGCUCCCACAUACUCUUCCCAGACUUUGGGAUCAUGACCAGUUUAUCACUCUGUGCCAUGGUAGGACAGAGAUCCGUGGAUUAUUUAAUUUACCUCAGUGUGUUUCCAUUCUUAUCAGUGUUACAAUAAAAAAUUUGAGUUUU
Anguilla rostrata (American eel) is the source of this 3608-nucleotide messenger RNA. RefSeq names its product protein ENTREP2-like. Bases 758 to 3139 code for a protein of 793 amino acids. Lineage: Eukaryota; Metazoa; Chordata; Actinopteri; Anguilliformes; Anguillidae. The transcript has 12 exons. The record is from RefSeq and is a predicted model, not a curated record. Gene Ontology annotation, cellular component: membrane.